This is a messenger RNA of Colletotrichum orchidophilum, 711 nucleotides long. RefSeq lists its product as uncharacterized. Bases 1 to 711 code for a protein of 236 amino acids. Lineage: Eukaryota; Fungi; Ascomycota; Sordariomycetes; Glomerellales; Glomerellaceae. The record is from RefSeq and is a predicted model, not a curated record. The transcript has 3 exons.
AUGCAGAGCUCUUUCAGUACCGUGAUUGCCACAUGUUGGCUUUUCGCAGCCUUGGCCCACGGCCACACCGUCCUCUCCUACCCGGGGUGGCGAGGCAACACCUUCAUCACGAACGAGACAUUUCCCUUUGGGAUGCAAUGGACCUACCCAUGUGGCGGACUCGACGUAACCCAGAAUAGGACAUACUGGCCCAUCAGCGGCGGCGCCGUCGCCGUCCAACCGGGCUGGAACUCGGGACACAAGACGGCACUCAUGUACAUCAACCUCGGCCUCGGCGAGGAACCGAAAAAUUACUCCACGGUCAUGGUGCCCCGUUUCCAUCUGACGGGGCCCUCGAACGAGGUGUACGAGGGCACGUUCUGCCUGCCAAAGGUGCCCCUACCGCAGGGUGUGACGCCCAACGAGGGCGACCUGGCGUCGAUUCAGGUCGUGGAGGCCGCACAGCAUGGUGCGACGCUGUUCAGUUGUGUCGACAUCAUCUUUACGGCAGACGAGUCAAAGGUCACGCCGGUGACGGAGGACAACUGCUUCAACUCGACGGACCUCAAGGUCGAAGCAGCGACGCUCGAGACGAAUUCUUCGCCCAUUACUGAUCCUGCGUCGCCGGCAACGACGACUGCUGCGUCUCCGAGCGUGUCGCCGACUAGUGGCGGGGCUCCUAGGUUGGCGUCAAGCUUCGUGGGUCUCUUGAGCUUCUUGCUGUUCCUUUGA